AUGGGUUCGAGCGAUGGUAACCCGCAGCAGCAGCAGCAGCAGCGGGGGUCAGAAUCUGGUCCACCAAGUGCGGCUGCUGGAGCGCCGACCUCGUCAGCAGGCGAAGCUGCAGCAGCAGCGGAAGCAGCAGCACCAACGGCCUCAGCAGGUCCAGCAACAGCAGCACCAGCAGCAGCAGCAGCAGCAGCAGCAGCAGAGCCUUCAAUCGUGUUUGACCCCGAGCUGCCGCUGCACGAGCAGGCGCAGCAAGUGCUGCAGCUGUACUCUUUCAGGUCGCAGCAGUCCUUUGUUUUAUCCCCCAGGGCAUUGGCGCAGCAGCAGCAGCAACAGCAGCAGCAGCAGCAACAGCAGCAGCAGCAGCGGCAAGAGCGUUCAGCUGCUGCUGCAAGCGGUGAGGCUGCAGAAGAGCCCACCGAGGAGGCAGCAACGUCUGCAGCAGCACCAGCAGCAACAGCUGCCGCUGCAGCAGCAGAAAGUGGACAGAGUGAAUCAGCAGCAACAUCUGUCAUGUCUUGGCAGCAGUGGGCUUCUUCUCUCUUGGAUCCCUCAAACUUUUUUGCCGACACGACAGCAGCAGCAGCCCCAGCAGCAGCAGCAGCAACUCCAGCAGCAGCAGCAGCCCCAGCUGCAAUUCCAGCAGGGUUGGCAGCAGCAGAAGAAAGUGCGGAUGCCUCUUCAAACACCGCAGCAGCAGCAGCAGCAGCAGCACCUGCAGCAGCAGGGAGGCGCCGCCGCGUAGGCGGCGUGCGAACAGGCCGGCAGCAGCAGGAGCAGCCGCAGCAGCGCGAGCAGCAGCAGCGCGCCCGCCGCGCGGCCCGCAACAGCGAGCAGCAGCAGCAGCAGCAGCAGCAGCUGGCGGGGGGCUCUGUGCACGAGGUGCUGACAGCAGCACUGCAGACCCUGCGGGGCGUUGCUGCCCGCAGCAGCAACGGCACCCUCGAGCUCAUCUUGACAACAGUGCUGCAGCAAAUAACUCCCCCCGAGCAGCACUAUGUCCUCCGCAUUGGUUCCAUCCUGCAGCACACGCCGGAACUUUAUUUUGUAAUUUGUUCCCUCUUAGCUGGCAGCUCGAGAGCAGCAGUGCAGCAGCGGCUGAGUCGGCUGGGCCUCGUGCAGCUGCUGGCGAGUUUGCUGGAGACGCAGCUGUGGUUUAGGCCGGACCCUUUGGCGCACCUCUGGCUGCGUUCCGAGCCCGAGCAGCAGCAGCAGGAGCAGCAGCAGCAGGAGCAGCAGCAGGAGCAGCAGCAGGGGCGGCAGCAGCAGCAGCGGCGGCGGCGGCGCGCGGCCGCGGGCGAGGGCGCUGAACCCUUUUGUAAACCUAAUUAG
Eimeria tenella is the source of this 1326-nucleotide messenger RNA. RefSeq lists its product as uncharacterized. The transcript is spliced from 3 exons. NCBI's taxonomy places the organism in Eukaryota, Apicomplexa, Conoidasida, Eucoccidiorida, Eimeriidae. The record is from RefSeq and is a predicted model, not a curated record. Bases 1 to 1326 code for a protein of 441 amino acids.